GGAGUGGCGUCCAGACCGCUAAUACCGGGUUUUUAUCUUUGCUCCAGCUCGAACCUCCCUUGUGACCUCACACCUUUUGGGUUAUACUGUGUCCCGCAUCGCCUCGGCCCUGCCCUUAGCUGCGUGUUGUCGCAACUGUGUCGUCACUGUCAUAAUCCCGCCCCUCGAGCGCGCCGUCGCACAAGGCACGCGUCAUCUCCCGGGCACUUUACGGUUGUCGUGCCUCUUGCAUCUGCCAAGAUGGAGGAGGAUGAGUCGGAGAAAACCGGCUCGGAGUCUGAGGCGCUAGAAGAGACGGAGCAGGAACCAGAGGAGGAGGAGGAGGGGGAAGAAGAGGAGGUGGAGGAAGAGCAAGAGGAAACCGCAGGACCAGGUCGCAGCAAGAAGAAGCGGGUGGUCCCGGGGAUCGUGUACUUGGGCCACGUCCCGCCGCGCUUCCGCCCCUUGCACGUGCGCAACCUCCUGAGCGCCUACGGGGAGGUCGGGCGCGUGUUCUUUCAGGCGGAAGACCAGUUCGUGAGACGCAAGAAAAAGGCAGCGGCGGCCACAGGAGGAAAAAAACGGGCAAAGUAUAGCAAAGACUACACAGAGGGCUGGGUGGAGUUCCGGGACAAGCGGGUCGCCAAGCGGGUGGCCGCCAGUCUGCACAACACACCCAUGGGUGCCCGCCGGCGCAGCCCCUUCCGGUACGAUCUGUGGAACCUCAAGUACUUGCACCGUUUCACCUGGUCCCACCUCAGUGAACACCUGGCCUUUGAGCGCCAAGUACGAAGGCAGCGCCUGAGAGCCGAGGUUGCCCAAGCCAAGCGGGAGACUGACUUCUAUCUCCGAAGUGUAGAGCGAGGACAGCGCUUCCUUGCUGCGGAUGGGGACCCUGCCCGACCUAAUGGCUCCUGGGCAUUUGCCCAGCGGCCCACUGAGCAGGAACUGAGGGCCCGGAAGGCCGCCCGGCCAGGCGGACGUGAGCGGGCUCGCCUGGCUUCGGUUCAGGACCAAGCGCGCUCCAACCGAGGGCUCCUGGCCAAGAUCUUUGGAGCCCCUGCACCUUCAGAGAGCAAAGAAGGCCCUUCACCAGCCAGGGACUCCUGAGGGGUGGAAGACACCCUCCAUCCCCGGCUCUGCCUUUCUUGUUCUACCUCACACAGGAGAGACUGCACAGGCAGACGUCUCAUCCGAGCAAGAGUCUCUGGUGAGGACCCGGAAAUAGAACUCUCACAGGCCUCCACUUUCCUCUGUGACUUCUGGCUGCCCGUCUCCCACCGUGCUGGCUUCAGGAAGGGCCUUUAUUUCUAAUUGGAGUGAUGGCUGGAUAGGCAAUCACAUUGUAUUUGCCCUCUGAAAGUAAGGUAGAGGCUUCUUUUUUAUUAAACGAAGAGUAACAGCAGCUAAUAAAGUGGGAAUGGCUUGGGAGCCACCUUCCAAAUUUGUAGCAAAAAAAAAAAAAGACUCUUUACCAGUUUUGUUUUAGCUGGGCCCCAAUGAGCACGUUCUCAAGCUUUAUCUUCUGUUCCAUUGGUUCACUUUGCUUCAUCUUCUCUCAACUCCCAUUUUAGCUGGAUCCUUUUUUGUUUUUCUCUCUGAGGGUUGGGAAACCCUCCCAAACUGAGCAGGAAUCCUGAGAUUGAAAGAGUAUGAAACACCUUAGAGGAUGA
Molecule: messenger RNA, 1652 nt
Organism: Ochotona princeps (American pika)
Lineage: Eukaryota; Metazoa; Chordata; Mammalia; Lagomorpha; Ochotonidae
Gene: ABT1
Product: activator of basal transcription 1
Exons: 3
Coding region: 241-1089 (282 amino acids)
Biological process (GO): endonucleolytic cleavage in 5'-ETS of tricistronic rRNA transcript (SSU-rRNA, 5.8S rRNA, LSU-rRNA); endonucleolytic cleavage in ITS1 to separate SSU-rRNA from 5.8S rRNA and LSU-rRNA from tricistronic rRNA transcript (SSU-rRNA, 5.8S rRNA, LSU-rRNA); endonucleolytic cleavage to generate mature 5'-end of SSU-rRNA from (SSU-rRNA, 5.8S rRNA, LSU-rRNA)
Cellular component (GO): nucleolus
Molecular function (GO): RNA binding
Source: RefSeq, a predicted model, not a curated record